AUGGCCGACAUUUGCCCAGCAAGGUCGGAGCCUACCCUGUCGUUCACACAGGGUCUCAUCCUCGGCCAGCUAUCGGUGGUGCUCUUGCUCGCCGCCUUCAUCAAGUUCUUCAUCUUUGGAGACCCUCCCUCGCCCGAAGUCGUUGCCUCGAUCCGCGCUACCGACCGAAGAUCGCGAACGUUGGCACACAAGAAAUCGAUCCUCAGCCUACGAGAAACCAAUGCGCUCCAGCUCGUGCAGAACCCAGCUCUAAACAAGAAACAUGUUCUGCGUCCUGGUCCUCCCACCUUGACGAUCGGGUCCAUCCUCAGCAAAACAUACUACAAGGUCGACAGCCAUCAGCCAGAAAGUCUCGACUGGUUCAACGUGCUGAUCGCCCAAACCAUCGCCCAAUUCCGCAGCGACGCCCAACACGACGAUGCGAUCCUCUCCUCCUUGAGCAAGGCGCUCAACGGUACUGCCCGACCCGACUUCCUCGACGAGAUCAAAGUAACAGAACUUAGCCUGGGUGAAGACUUCCCCAUCUUUAGCAACUGCCGCAUCAUCCCAGUGGACGAAGAUGGUCUCAGCUUCGGAACCGGCAAAGCCUUCGACGCCAAUAUGGCCACGAGAGAAGGCGCACGUCUCCAAGCCAGAAUGGACGUUGACCUUAGUGAUAUGAUCACUCUGGCGGUAGAGACAAAGUUGCUGCUCAACUAUCCCAAGAGACUCAGCGCUGUUCUCCCUGUGGCCCUGGCUGUUUCGGUUGUUAGGUUCAGCGGCACACUCUCCAUCUCGUUCAUCCCCAGCAACCCGUCCAACAACGAGCCCGCCAAGAUGAUCUUUACUUUCCUCGACGAUUAUCGUCUCGACUUUUCCAUCCGCAGUCUCUUGGGCAGUCGAUCACGGCUGCAGGAUGUCCCCAAGAUAGCACAGCUUGUCGAAUCACGUCUCCAUCGGUGGUUUGAUGAGCGCUGUGUGGAGCCAAGGUUCCAGGAGAUUGCUCUACCUAACAUGUGGCCUCGCAAGAAGAAUACCCGUGGCGGCGAUGAGACCAUCUCGGAUGUGGAAAGGUCAAUGAACAAGACAAAGGGAGUUGAUAUCGCUAAAGACGUGAGAGAGGAGGCUCGAAAGGAGAUCGAAGCUGAAGCGCAUGGGGGAGCCGAUAGAGUGCCAGAUUCGCUAAGAUAUAGGCAUCGCCCGAGGGCAGAGGAGGAGUUUCCCGGAGCCGGGUCGAUGCCUGGUUCUAUGCCCGGUUCUAUGCCUUGA
Messenger RNA from Sordaria macrospora k-hell, 1248 nucleotides. RefSeq lists its product as uncharacterized. Gene Ontology annotation, molecular function: lipid binding. Gene Ontology annotation, biological process: mitochondrion organization; phospholipid transport. The record is from RefSeq and is a predicted model, not a curated record. NCBI's taxonomy places the organism in Eukaryota, Fungi, Ascomycota, Sordariomycetes, Sordariales, Sordariaceae. Gene Ontology annotation, cellular component: ERMES complex; endoplasmic reticulum.